AUGCUUGCCAAAUUUGUUUUUGGUGCUGUUGGCGGUAUUUGUUAUUCUUGCCGAAGUUCUUGCUGGUGUAAGGCACCGAGUAGGAGCGGUAUUUCUUCGGAUGGCUUAUCGAAUUAUAGCCUUGAGCGGCUGCCGCUGCCCACGCAAGAGGAGUUGGAGUAUGUGAAGACUUGGGGCGUUCCGUGGGUGAGUGACUGGGAUCGCCCCGGUGUGCGUGGGAUCCGCGCGGACCGUCAUCGUUCGUUUGUACGGCAGAUUGUUUUGGUUCGGCAUGGGCAGUACCAGUACGAAAAGUCGAACGAUGACCGUAUUCGCACGCUUACGCCGCUCGGUGAAGAACAGGCGAGACGUACCGGCCAGUAUUUGUUCAAGGCUUUUGUGCAGAGCGGAAUUAAAGCGUCGGGUGCAAAGGGACUGUCCGCUGACGACAUUGGGAAAGCUGCUUCAUCCACGGGUUCCUCGGUUGGAGCGGCCGCAGGAAGGAAUUCUAUGGGAGGAUUUCUUGUUGCACCGGAGCCGAAGUUUAUUCAUGUGUCAGACAUGACGCGUGCGCAGCAGACGGCGAAACACAUUUUGGAGGCUUUUCCGCCACAUCUGCGCAGACGGUUAGCGACCGAUGCCGCGUUGCGUGAGAGGUUCCCGUGUGAUCCGGAGCCGACGCGGCCUAACAAACAUGCCACGUAUGCCGACAUGCAGACAGUUGAAGCAGUCUUUGAGAAGUACUUUCAUCGGACGACUGCGGAUGAGUCAUCCGUGGAAAUUAUUGUAGGCCAUGCCAAUGUGAUUCGGUACUUGGUGUGUCGGGCGCUUCAACUCCCCCCUGAAGCGUGGUUGCGGAUUUCACUGCCACAUUGUAGCAUCACGAGCAUUUUAAUUGCCGGAAAUGGGCAUGUUUGUCUUUCGUGCCUGGGUUCGGCUGGGCACCUUCCAGUUGACCAAAUAACUACCCGUAAUGUUGCUUAG
Trypanosoma conorhini is the source of this 963-nucleotide messenger RNA. Its product is annotated as phosphoglycerate mutase-like protein. Bases 1 to 963 code for a protein of 320 amino acids. NCBI's taxonomy places the organism in Eukaryota, Euglenozoa, Kinetoplastea, Trypanosomatida, Trypanosomatidae. Gene Ontology annotation, cellular component: mitochondrion. The record is from RefSeq and is a predicted model, not a curated record. Gene Ontology annotation, biological process: positive regulation of mitochondrial fission. The transcript has a single exon.